CUGUCUGCUUGAAUCCAUGACAGAAACAAAGUGCCCCCUCCCACUCCGAGUUGUGCGGGCCCGCUUCAGAUCCAACUCCAAAUACAUAAAGCCUCCAUGUUGCACAAGGAAUGUAAGGGCCAACGCACUCCAAGUAUUAGCUGGCCAACUUUACAGCGUCUUUCUCUAUGCUUUGGAUGAGACUAACUCUUCGACAGGCUUGUUUCGAAGCCGUAACAGGGAAGGACGCAGCACAUCAUUUUUUUCGGGGGAUGAUUGGAUCUUCACGGCUAACCCGCUAACCACAAAGCUAGUUGUUAACUUCAUCUGAGGGGUGAUUUGACGUCGUUUUGUUUUGACUUUUAAGACACGCGCUAUCGGGGUUACCUGGCGAAAGAAUGUUAUUUUGCGCGGGGUCAUAGAUGACAGUCGUAAAACGGAUUUUAUUGAGAACCGAGCUAGCCGGCUGGCUUUCCCCGCUGCCACGACGCUUCGUCUGGGACGCUUGCGUGUCUUUUGUGGGCGACCUGAUUUCCCUCGGCUUAAACAGCGAGCUAACGUUAGCUAGCAUUCCCAAGCAAGCGGGCUAAUAUUGCAGGAGUUACAAAGCGGAAUAACCACCCGGCUCAAUGGACCACAUGUCCAUAAUAACCCAAGUUUCCAAUCCAAAGGAGGAGGAAAUUAUAUCCCUCAACCAGGAAAAAGCAUCCAAGUCCAACAGUCUAAAGAAGCAUAGAAGCCGGAGCAUCUUCAGCACAUUCUUCUGCUGCUUCCGCAACUACAAUGUGGAGACGCCAGUCAACAACAGCAACACACCGACCCUGCCUCCACUUCCACCUGAAGAGAACGGAUCACCACCAAAGCGUGACCAGGCCGAGGUCCUUCCUGUCCCUAGUCCACCAGCCAAAUACCUCCUACCAGAGAUGAAAAUAUCGGACUACGGUAAAAAGUGUGUUGUGAUCGACUUGGAUGAAACUCUUGUCCAUAGUUCAUUUAAGCCAAUCAGCAAUGCAGAUUUUAUUGUUCCAGUGGAGAUCGAUGGCACAGUUCAUCAGGUAUAUGUGCUGAAACGACCACAUGUGGACGAGUUCCUUCAAAAAAUGGGAGAACUGUUUGAAUGUGUGCUCUUCACAGCCAGUCUGGCAAAGUACGCAGACCCUGUGGCAGACCUGCUGGACCAGUGGGGCGUGUUCAGAGCACGACUCUUCCGAGAGUCCUGCGUGUUCCACAGAGGGAACUAUGUUAAAGACCUCAGCCGGCUCGGACGAGAGCUCAGCAACAUCAUUAUUGUUGACAACUCACCCGCCUCGUACAUUUUUCACCCAGAAAAUGCUGUACCGGUCCAGUCAUGGUUUGACGACAUGAAUGACACAGAGUUGCUGGACCUGCUGCCUUUCUUUGAGGGACUCAGCAAAGAAGAUGAGGUUUACGGGGUCCUCCAGAAUCUGAGGGGCAGGUAGCAGGACCAAGAGCAGCUGCGCUUGCACUUCUGACUGAGGUUCCAUUGGGUACCAGGAUUCUGUUCCCCCUGCCUUCAAAGUGACACCCCAAAUGAGAAGAAACACACUUACUAACCCAGGAACGCUAUGUUUGGGGGGAGGAAAACAAUGAGACCUGAAGUUGACACUAUUUUGGGGACAACACGCUAAGCAAACUCUGAUCCUCAUUUUCAAACCAAUGAUUUACUAUUGGUUGAAGUGCUUCAAACCAAACAAAAAAAAUCCAACUUGUCUAAGAAUUCUUAUGUGGUACUGCACAAAAAGGUUGGACAAGAAUCCUUGUGUUGUUGCUAUGCACGCAAAUUCUGGUCAUGGAGAGGACUGUGACUUUUCUUACUGAAUGAAGUGCCUUGUGUGUGUGUGCGUGUUGUUUCAACGGGGAGCCGUUUUUCUACAUGGCGUAUUCGCAGAGUGAUCCAGUCUUUUCACACAUAAUAUGCUUUCAAGGGGACACACAAGUUGUAUCUUUAUAUCAUAUUUCCUGUGUUUUGUUUUUAUCAUCGGAUGUCUCCCUUUUUUAAUGCCUGUGCCAUUAUAGAGUUUAGACGUGACUUUUGUUUCUGCUUUUCGUUGUAUUACAUAGAACGAGUCGAUUUGUUUUCUGCAAAGUUUGCUACUGUAAACCUUAUUAUCCCAGCUGCAAGUUAUUUUUGUUUUGUGGUUAUCUUGAAAUCUGGAUAAAAUGUGCCAUCUUUUUCUUUUGGUUGCUUCCUCUUUAUUACAUUAGUUGCCAAACUUAACUAUUUUUAAUGCGCUUUUUGUUAUAGGUUCCAUCAAAAUAGUUAGCAUUGAGUUUUUAUUCAUAGCUCUCACAUGAAUUCUUAGGCUUUUACUAUUUUAUGGUUUGUUGUUUUGUGCUUGUCAAUGUCAGCAUUUAGCCCACAUUUAUAUUCUUGUUCUGCACAAGAAUAUAUUAUCUACAAGGCGGUGGCGGUUUUGUGUGCUGGGUCAAGUGCCAUGCUUCCAUUAAUCCAUCCCACCAUUAGAUUAGAAUCUUCUAGUAUUGUGGCCGCCUAGUCCAUCACAAGUGGAGGUGUGUGUGUGUUGUUUACCUUCAGAGACUUUUGAACUGCUCUUCACCUCAGUGCCUGUUUGAGAGGAGCCACGCAAAAUCAAUGCCGUAACAUGUGCUACUAUGGCAAUAACUUUUUUGAGAGGGACUUAAAUUACCAUCCUGACUCUGGAGCACUUCUGAACACCUAGUACUUGUUUGGUUGGACUGGCCAUGGAAUUCUUAGUGCUGUGCAGUUCUUGUGAAUGACUUUUCAUAUAACUGAGUGGUCAUAGGGUCCCCCCCCCCCCCCCCCAUCCUCACUAGCAGGCAGAGGUGGGUAGUAAGGCGUUACUCAAGUAAAUGCAAUGGAGUAUAAGCAACACUAGAUCACUUUUCAACCUUUAUAAAAUAUUUUCAGAACAUUUAUGAUAUGUCGACUGACAACUAGUUAAAUGAGACCUCAUAUCGUGAGGGGGUAUCGCUUACAGCUGGCACUAAUUAACUUUGAGGAGGUUGGCAGGAACACUGCCACACAAACUAUAAAUGUGCUGACCGCUUUACGGCAUACGUCACUUUGGCCUUUCCCCAUUCAUUAUAGAAACUGAAGUCAAUGCAUACGCUUUUGUGCGAAUUCUGCAAAGAUGGCGGAGCAACAAAUGUUUUGUCCGAGGACGGAGAAAAAAAAAAAAUCCAGGAUAAAAGGAUAAACAUUGGCCCGGCUUUCACUCGCUGGCGUGACACCCACCCUUAACCAAACUCGUCAGCGGCGAGUUCGUUUUGGGGUGGUUAGCCACACGGUUGCCAACUGUCAUAUGCUAUUGUUUAGCCACAACUGGAUUCAUUACCUUAUUACUACUCAUCCUUCACACAGCCACUGGAAACAGAAAUGUCUUUUAAUCCAUCUGCAGGCGACUGGGAGAUGAUUUUACGACACUGUGCGGGUGUGCGCUGGUCCUCAUAGGAAACUUCCUUAAGGCAAACCACUAACGCUUUUGGCCACAGUUAUCGCUAAAGUCCACCAAAACUGAAAAAUUACCUAGUGUUUCUUUAAUGUAACAAAAAAAUACUUCGAAGAGUAUUUUUACAGCACCAUACUUUUUGAGUAGAUUUGUGAAGAAACGCUAUUUCAGGCUACCUUAGAGCUAUUAUUUUUUCUUUGUAUUUUUCGGGGGGAGGGGGGGGGUCAAAACUAAGUAGCUACACUAGAGCUGUUAAUGUUUCUGUAUAUGUAUUUUUUUUGCGCGAGACUGGUACUACUAGUAUGACUCCAUUAUACAAUGCAGUUACAUGACCACACACAAGCUUGCAGUCGGAAGUCCUAUGAUCACGUCAGCCUGCUCAAUCACAUGACGUCUUUAAAGCACCGUAAAAAAUGAAUUUUCGCAUGCAGCGCCGCAGUCAACAUUACUUGAAAGCGCGGAUUUCAACCUUUCAGUUAUUUGGCUCUAAUGGAGCACGAAAAACCGGAGAUAUGACUUUUAACUUCAUGGUAGAAAAUAUUUAUUUCCACCAGAGUGCACGCAUGCUCUUUGGACAGAUGUUUCAUUUCGAUUUUUCAAGUCGCGGUUUUUGGUGUGAAGGGCUAAUAUGGUUAUAUAAUAGGUUAUAGUACAGUAUAAUUCAUAUACCAUUUUUUAAAAAGACAUUUGUAAGCAGUUAUUCUUUUCACCAAACUUUUUAUAGUUGAGUAAUUUUUUUUAACUACUCUCAAAUAAUGUUGGCUACUCUACCCACCUCUGCUAGCAGGCAAAAUCUCAUCGUGGCACUUUUGACCUGUCAAAUCCUCAUUACAAUAAGUAUAUUGACACCUAAGCAUGUGCCGUAUGCCCACUGUACGUCAGGUGUAUUUAUAACAUCCUAAAACAUGACAAGUGUAGUCCACACAAGAAAUUACAUUUACCUCUUUCUCUGGGUGAUGGCAUCAAAAUGUCCUUUAUUUUCAAGGUAAAAAGGCUGUGGCUCCUUCAGACAUUUUUGCUUUCAUAACAGCAUUUGACUUGUGAUGGCAGUGAGUGUUUUGUUCAUGACGGUUUCAGUGCAAUGUCCUUUUUAUAAGACUUUCAACCUGCGGAUUUACUUAGUCUGAAAAAUGUUUGUAUACCUUUUCUACCUUCUUGUCAGUAUUUGGUUGAAGGAGUUGCAUCAUAUUUGUAGUCAAUCCCUAACCAUCCCUGAACCUUUUUGAUCUUUCUUGCCUGUGGUGAGACUUAGGUCUUUUCUAUUCAGGAGACGUGUGUGCGUGCAUGUGUGCUCGUCGGUUUUCUUUUGGGCAUCACCUCACUUAAAAUAUUCAUCAGUUGGUUUAUGAAUUUAACACCAAAGUUCUAAAACACUUGAGUUAUCUAUGCUUAUGUUCUAUGGUUGGCAUACUUCUGCAGAGGUGGUCCAAUUCUCACUUGAUUUCAACACGCUUCAGUUUGUAGAAUGAGUUUGUGUAUUGCCACCCACUGCAUUGUUUUUCCUUUCUGUAAUUAAAGGAUGAAUUGAAAAAAAAA
Messenger RNA from Corythoichthys intestinalis (scribbled pipefish), 4967 nucleotides. Its product is annotated as CTD small phosphatase-like protein. The record is from RefSeq and is a predicted model, not a curated record. NCBI's taxonomy places the organism in Eukaryota, Metazoa, Chordata, Actinopteri, Syngnathiformes, Syngnathidae. The transcript is spliced from 8 exons. Gene Ontology annotation, molecular function: RNA polymerase II CTD heptapeptide repeat phosphatase activity. The coding region runs from base 609 to 1439 and encodes 276 amino acids.